Messenger RNA from Colletotrichum karsti, 969 nucleotides. RefSeq lists its product as uncharacterized. Lineage: Eukaryota; Fungi; Ascomycota; Sordariomycetes; Glomerellales; Glomerellaceae. The record is from RefSeq and is a predicted model, not a curated record. The coding region runs from base 1 to 969 and encodes 322 amino acids. Gene Ontology annotation, molecular function: oxidoreductase activity. The transcript is spliced from 3 exons.
AUGUCCCAGACUAUCACCAAGACGCAAACUCCGUUGACCGGCGUUGAACUGAUAGAGAUUCGACCAGGCUUUGGUGCAGAGAUAACUGGUCUCAACUUCGCCCAAGGCGUGACGGACGAUGCCUUUCGGCUCCUCGAAGAAGCAGUGACCAAGUAUGGAGUGGUGGUCUUGCGAAGCACCGGCUUGACCGAUGAGACGCAUAUUGAGUUGGCCCGCAAGUUCGGCGAGCUGGACGAUGUGAAGCCGUACAUUUCUGCUGGCCGGAAGAACCGACUCAAGUACGAUGAGCUCUUCGAUGUCGGCAACGUCGAGGAGGAUGGCUCUAUUGUCGAUCUUGAUAGCCCCCGAGGCCAGGCAAACAAGGGCAACGCUCUUUUCCAUGUCGACUCAAGCUUCAAUCCUCGCCGUGCUGGUUUGUCACUGUUGCUCUCGCACGAGCUGCCUCCCCCAGGUACGGGUGGCAGCACCGCUUUCGCAGACUCUCGGACUGCGUUCGACGAGCUUGAUCAAGAGACCAAGGACCAUCUGCUCAAGAACGACUACAUCGCCGCCCAUUCCAUCUUACACUCGAAGAAGAUGGCCGCGCCAGAGUUCUUCGCGAACGUAGAACCUGCAGACCACCCAAUGGGCCGGCACAAGCUGGUCCAACUGCACGAGAGAUCAGGCCGAAUGAAUCUAUACCUCGCAGCGCACAUUCACCAUAUCGAAGGCCUCGAGCCCACCGAGUCGAAGGAGCUCUUUGACAGGCUCUUCAAGCAUGCGACUCAGGAUAAGUACAUCAUAGAGAUCGAGUGGAAGCAGCCGGGCGAUCUUGUUGUCUGGGACAACACGUGCACGAUGCAUCGGGCUGUUGGAGGAAGGUUCACGACCAAGUAUAAGCGGGAUAUGAGGAGGGCUACUGUUCACGAUUCGAGCAGCACGGCAUGGGGCCUGAAUGAGCAUACCAACGUCCGGCAAGGUCUGCCAUAG